CAGAGAAAGGAACAUUUCCCGCUCAUGUUGUUUUACUCAGAAAAGAAAUGGACUAAGGGUGUAUCCAUAACGUUUUGUUACAGUUGCACACAGUAAAGAAAAGCUGUUUUGGAUUGAAUGCAUGCUUCUUCACAAUGCGUGUGCUCGUGCAUGGAGUUGCAUUUCUCUUCUGUCUGUUGUCUUCAGCAGCUCUUAAACACGGUGCGUUGGUGAGGAACUCUCGAUCUGUUCUUGAACCCGUGCACUGCCAGUGGGGAACUUAUGGAAGCUGGUCAGCCUGUGAUGGCUGCUCCAAGACACAAACGCAGAUUCGAUCCAUUGCAGUCUAUCCUCAGUUUGGUGGUAACCCCUGUGCUGGAAGCCCGGUCCGCACACAGCCGUGUUCCUCGGCUCAGGUCUGCCCCCUAGAAGAGGGCUGUGGAGGAAGAUUUCGUUGUCAAUCUGGAAAAUGCAUCAGCCAGUCGCUAGUAUGUAAUGGAGAUCAGGACUGUGAAGAAGAUGGUUUGGAUGAGCAACAGAAAUGUAACAGUAUAAACGUUUGUGACCUGGAGCAGCCUCCACCGAAUGUAGAGCUAACUGGUCAAGGGUUUGAUGCAGUGAGCAGACAGCCGAGAGGAACCGUUAUCAACACUAAAAGCUUUGGUGGUUUGUGUAGAAAGACCUUCAGCGGAGACCACUCGGAAAUGUUCAGAAUUCCUCAAAAUGUGGUCAGAUACACCUUCCAGGUAACAGCAAAAAGUGACUUUUCAGAGGAAUCUUUUCAAAGCUCUUGGCACUACCUUCAUCACAUUGAACGACAUAGUAAAACAACAGGAACAGAUUAUGGGCACGAAGAUUACACCUUCCAUGAGGAACUGCGACAAACAAAGUCUGAACAACUGAUCAUCAUUAAGAGUGAUCUGGAGGUUGGCCAGUUCCAGAAUCAAGCUCCAGAAUACCUUUCACUUUCAGAGGAAUUCUGGAAGGCUUUGCUUUCUCUGCCGGUCGCGUACAAUUACGCCGCCUACCGUAAUGUGCUGGAGAGAUUUGGGACACAUUACAUUUCAGAGGGCACGCUUGGAGCGCAUAUGACAGUAUUUCUGGCAAUGAAUGAAGAAAUUACCAAAAGACUGAAAUCGGAGAAGAGAGACUAUGAACAUUGCGUUGUAACAACGCAUUCAAUAUUGUUUUUCAUCUCGUGGUCUACUACAAGAUGUCAGACAGACAAAUAUGAAAAAAAUGAUCAUUUUUACAGAAAGAUACAAGGAAGUGUGAAAAAAACAGAUAUCAUUGGUGGUCAUCCUGGACAAAUCGCAAAACUGUUAAUGUUAAAUACAAACACACCAGAGGAGAAUGGGAAUGCUUUCUCUCAGUGGUCUGGAUCGGUGAAGCAACAUCCAGUGGUCAUCAAACAGAAGCUUAGGCCUCUGAAUGAGCUGGUGAAAGAGGUGCCAUGCGCAGGAGUGAAAAAGUAUUACUUAAAGCGUGCCAUUGAGACAUAUCUCAAUGAGAAAAACCCGUGUCAAUGCAGAGAAUGCCAGAACAACGGGCUUCGGUUGAUUCUGGAUAACGUCUGUCAGUGUGUGUGCAAACCGGGCACUGAAGGGAAAGCAUGCGAGCUUGGGACACCACUAGGUGAACAGCCAGGAGUGAUCAAUGGAGACUGGGCUUGUUGGUCAUCAUGGAGCUCCUGCAGGGAAGGUCAGAAAAGCCGGACACGCUCAUGCAGUCGACCCGCCCCUCGAGGGGGUAAGGACUGUAUCGGCAAAGCUCAAGAGACCACGGCUUGUGAGGAUGAGCAGUACCUGGAUUACUUACGCACAAUGGAGCCUCACUGCUUUGAUGAAUCAUUGACACCCAAGGAAAGUUGUAAAACGCCCCCCGCCCUUGCCAAUGGGUUUGUGCUGUACCCCAAAGAUGAAUAUCUAGUGGGCAGUAAGAUCGAAUACACUUGCAUUGCGGGUUAUCACUUAAUUGGGUCCGCCAUUGCAGAAUGUCAAGAAAAUCUAAAAUGGCUGCAACUUUCAAAAGAGUGCAAGAGAACAUUAUGUGAUCCACCUAAGCUUCCUCAAGAUGUCACAGGAAGACCAUGGAAGGUAGACUAUAACAUCGGUGAGGCCAUCACACUCUCAUGCCCAGAUGGGAAGGAAAUGGAAGGUCCACCUGAGAUUCAGUGCAACGCUGGCCUUGCCUGGUCGCCUCAACCCAAAAACACCAGGUGCCUCACAGUGUCCGUGAAGCCGACCCCUGAAACGACGAAAUGCAAGCCAUGGGAGAACUUAUCCAAGGACAAAUGUGUUUGCAAAAUACCUCAUGAGUGCAAGUCUUCUUUGGAUGUAUGUGCCACAAAUGUCAAGCGUGGUCAGACACAGAGAUUGAGCGUGUGUAAGGUAAAGGCUAUGGGCUGUCUGGGACACCAGUUCACUCUUGCCAACGACAGCGCCUGCCAGUGGCCAGAUCGCUCCUCCACCGACUGCCCACACUGCAUCCCUUGGGAAAAUUGUGAUGAGCAAACCAACACCUGUCGCUGUAAGACGAAAGAUGAAUGCUCAACCCUAGGUCCCUGGAUCCACGUGUGUGUGCAGCUGGAGGGAGAAUCUGCACCCGAGACUAUGACAGAAUGUGAGGCGGGAGUGAGAAAGUGUAGAGGAGAGAUGGUCCGCGUUGUCAGUGUUCAACCCUGUCAGUCAUGAGUCUCAAUCAUAUUCUUUUACUUGUAGUAUUCUAUCACAUAUAAGCACAAUUUGUUUAUGGCAAAUACCUCUGAGAUUGUUUGCUUUUUGAAAAGUUUAAUGAAUAGUCGAACGCAAAAUGGAAAUUAUGCCAGGCAGCAUUUACCUUGAGCACAAAACCUAAACCCACAUGACUUUCUUCUGUGAAAUACAAAAGAGUUGUGAAGUAUAUACUUCUGUGUCCUAAUAAAAAGAAAACAAAUUUUAAAUUACAAAA
Triplophysa dalaica is the source of this 2928-nucleotide messenger RNA. It is a transcript of the gene c7a, whose product is annotated as complement component 7a. Gene Ontology annotation, molecular function: protein binding. Gene Ontology annotation, biological process: immune response. Gene Ontology annotation, cellular component: membrane attack complex. Lineage: Eukaryota; Metazoa; Chordata; Actinopteri; Cypriniformes; Nemacheilidae. The transcript has 18 exons. The record is from RefSeq and is a predicted model, not a curated record. The coding region runs from base 135 to 2672 and encodes 845 amino acids.